Rhizopus microsporus ATCC 52813 is the source of this 1230-nucleotide messenger RNA. Its product is annotated as putative ATPase N2B-like protein. Gene Ontology annotation, molecular function: ATP hydrolysis activity; ATP binding. Bases 1 to 1230 code for a protein of 409 amino acids. Lineage: Eukaryota; Fungi; Mucoromycota; Mucoromycetes; Mucorales; Rhizopodaceae. The record is from RefSeq and is a predicted model, not a curated record. The transcript is spliced from 2 exons. Gene Ontology annotation, cellular component: mitochondrion; cytoplasm.
AUGGAUAACAACAAAGACACUUCACCAUUAAAACGCUAUGACGAAAUCACAACCAAUGGCAGUGUAAGGUCAGAUCCCGAUCAAAGAAAAGUAGUUGAGAAAUUAGAUACACUCUGGUACCAAUUAAAAAACUAUACACCCACAGAGCAACAUGACCUCUUAAAGUCUUUAAAAUUUACUUGGCUAUCCAGAAAACAACAAGUAGUACCCAAGUCACUUUAUGUCCAUGGUAAUGUGGGCACAGGCAAGACGAUGGUCAUGGACCUCUUCUUCAACACGCUACCUAUCCAAAGAAAACGACGAGUCCACUUUCACGCAUUCAUGCUUGACGUUCACCAACGCAUUCAUCAAAUCAAGACUCGUUAUCCUCGACUGGCCGAUCCUCUAUCACCCAUUGCUGAUGACCUCGUCAAGGAGGCCUAUGUGCUUUGCUUUGACGAGUUUCAGGUGACUGAUAUUGCCGAUGCCAUGAUCCUUCGACACCUAUUUGAAGAGCUAUUCAAGCGCGGCGUCGUUCUCGUCACCACAUCGAAUCGACACCCGACCGAACUGUACAAGAAUGGGAUUCAACGUGCGUCGUUCAUACCAUGCAUUGAGCUGCUCAUGGAAAAAUGCGAGGUCCUCUGUCUGGACAGUGGCACAGAUUACCGCAAGGUCGAACGAGCCCAGACCCCUGUCUUUUUCCACCCACUCAAUCAGGACACACAUCGUCAGAUCGAGGCGAUCACUCAACGGUUGACACACAAUAAGCCGAUGAAGCCGAUGGAACUCCACUUCCUCUCACGUACCCUCAGGAUCCCUCAGCAAGUCGAUGGGGUGGCCAAGGUGCGGUUCGCCGAUGUCUGUGCUCAACCCCUGAGUGCAGCUGAUUACUUGGAAAUUGUUAAACACUUUCAUACCGUCAUCUUGACGGAUAUUCCUCGUAUGACCAUGAAGCACCGCGCUGAAGCACGUCGGUUUAUUACCUUUAUUGAUGCCAUGUACGAGUCUCACGUGACGCUGGUCGCUAGUGCAGAAAACAGUAUCCUAGAAAUAUUCAAUGCGGAAGAAGGCAGAGAGGAGAUGGAGGAACAGAUGCGGGACAUGAGGGAUCUGUUGGACGUGUCGGAUGUGUCUUCUCCCUUGUUUAGUGGACAGGAAGAGGCGUUUGCGUUUCAAAGAGCUUUAUCGCGUUUGAUUCAGAUGCAGAGUACGGAGUGGGUUCGUGAUGAAUUGAAACAUAGUUCAUAG